GGGAGAAGAAGAAGAACAUCAUCAUCAUCAACAUCUUUUCACUGACAGCAUGAUGAAGACUCUCUGCUUCACUCUGGGGCUGCUGCUGCUCACCGCCUGCUGCUGCAACGCCAUGCCUGAAGCUCUGAAGUUCAACACAGCACCUGGAAACUGCUGCUUCAAAUUUUUCACACAGAAAAUACCAGUAAAGCGUGUGUUCAACAUAACCAAGACCCACAGCUCCUGUCAGAAUCAGGCAUUCAUAGUCCAUACUAUCAGAGGAAUACCGAUCUGCUUCAGAGAAACUUUCCAGUGGGCUCGGGAUAUCUACAGUCAGCAGCACUACAUCGUGGGCAGCAGUCAGCAGCUUUAAAGAUGUAUCACUGUAGUAUUACUAUACGCUUAAUUUAGGCUAUACU
This is a messenger RNA of Perca flavescens (yellow perch), 398 nucleotides long. Its product is annotated as C-C motif chemokine 8. Gene Ontology annotation, biological process: immune response. The record is from RefSeq and is a predicted model, not a curated record. Gene Ontology annotation, cellular component: extracellular region. Lineage: Eukaryota; Metazoa; Chordata; Actinopteri; Perciformes; Percidae. Bases 50 to 352 code for a protein of 100 amino acids. The transcript is spliced from 3 exons. Gene Ontology annotation, molecular function: chemokine activity.